AUGGAUGGGCCAUUUAGAAUACCAACGGGAAGAUAUCCUAGAAGUGAAUGGUCCUCGGCUGCUGCAGUCAAAUGGUAUACAAGCAAUACAUUUUGUCCGUGUUUAACGAAUAAAGCUUUAGGAACACAAGAUCCUGAUUGCUUAUUUACAUUUCGUUUUAUUAUAACAGAAAUUCACAAUGAGUUACAUAGAUUACACGAAGAACGCAUGGAAAACAAUAAAUCACUACCGUCAGUUAUCUAUCGAGGAAAAAUUUUACCAACGAUUCAAUUUCGAAUAUUGUACGACAAUAUCAACAAUCUAGUUUCAAUGAACGGGUUUUUGUCGGCUAGUUCAGAUGAAAAAGUUGCAGCUAUGUAUUGUGCUAAAGACGCUGUUACCUUUGACCGUGAAGGUUACGAACAGGUUCUGUUUAAAUUAUCGAUUAACGAAGAUGUUAAAAGAAAACCAUUUGCUUCAGUUAAAGACUCUAGUCAUAUGAAAUUUGAAAAUGAGAUAUUAUUUUCUGUUGGCACAAUAUGGCAGGUUAAAUCUAUUACAAAAGAUGAUAAUAUUUGGAUUGCUGAAUUGGAAUUAAGUGACAAAGAUCCAAGUAUUGAGUUGACUGAUUACUUAAAAAAACAACUAGGUGAAGUAUCAACAUAUGUGACGUUAGGAAACUUUUUAGCAGAAUUAGAGGAAUUUGAAAAAGCUAAAAGAUAUUAUCUUAUGUUACUCGAAGAUCUACCUGAAGAGCACGACGACAGAUCAAUAAUUCUUAAUAAUCUAGCGUGUUUGGAAUGCGAAAGAGGUGAACAUGAUGAUGCAGCCCGUUACAUUAAUGAGGCAAUCAAAUACAUUAAUAAAAAGACAAGAAAUGAUUCACACAGCACUAAUGAGAUGGUAUUAGAAGUGGCCAAAUGUACAGAAAACGUUAUAGUACGUCAAUGCAAUCAGACUCUUCGUUCUGCAACUACUGCCUCCAACACUUGUGCAGCUCCAAUCGAGGAUACAAUUAAUUUGAUAACAAAAUCGUUAACAGCGGAUCAUUCAUUAGUCGGUAAGAUAUUAAAUAAUCAAGGUCUUUUGUAUUACAAUAGUGGUGACUAUGAUAAAGCUAUAACAAAUUUUAAUCGAGCGUUGGAAAUUUUCCAAUACCCACCUGACCAAGCAGCGGCUUAUAAUAAUAUUGCUGUUAUUAAUUUUAAACAAGGACAUUUCCAGGAUGCAUUACGAAAUUUUCGACUAGCAAUUAAAACUGGUCUUCAACUGCUAAAAUCUACUUCACAUUCGAUUACAGACUAUGUAAAUAAUGAAGCAGCAGUUACAGAGUAUAUUGACAGAAACUCUAUAAGACUUCCGGAAAACAUACCUAUACAUCAAGAUUAG
This is a messenger RNA of Didymodactylos carnosus, 1368 nucleotides long. The record is from the annotation of a GenBank genome assembly. NCBI's taxonomy places the organism in Eukaryota, Metazoa, Rotifera, Eurotatoria, Philodinida, Philodinidae.